Messenger RNA from Lotus japonicus, 1206 nucleotides. Its product is annotated as ER lumen protein-retaining receptor A. The record is from RefSeq and is a predicted model, not a curated record. Gene Ontology annotation, cellular component: endoplasmic reticulum; membrane; cis-Golgi network. Bases 191 to 838 code for a protein of 215 amino acids. The transcript is spliced from 6 exons. Gene Ontology annotation, biological process: protein retention in ER lumen; endoplasmic reticulum to Golgi vesicle-mediated transport. Gene Ontology annotation, molecular function: ER lumen protein retrieval receptor activity. NCBI's taxonomy places the organism in Eukaryota, Viridiplantae, Streptophyta, Magnoliopsida, Fabales, Fabaceae.
UUUCCUUUCCUUUCCUUGCACACAACACAACAUAUACUUCCUUCUUUACCAAAAAAAAAUAAAAACCAAAACAAAAAAAAAUUCCAAGAAGCAACACCAUUUUCGAUUCCAUUGUUCCAAACCCUUCUCUCUCUCUCUUGCUCGUGUUCGCUUUCUCUCUCUAGGGCACACCUUCAUCGCCGACGCAACCAUGAACAUCUUCAGACUCGCCGGUGACAUGACCCAUCUUCUCAGCAUUCUCGUCCUCCUCCUCAAAAUCUACGCCACCAAAUCAUGCUCAGGGGUUUCACGCAAGACGCAAGAGCUCUAUGCAGUGGUGUUUCUGGCACGUUACUUGGAUCUGUUCACGGAUUUCAUCUCCAUUUACAACACCAUCAUGAAGCUUGUCUUCAUUGCCAGUUCGUUGGCCAUUGUCUGGUGCAUGCGGUAUCAUCCCAUGGUUAGGAGGAGUUAUGACAAGGAACUCGAUACUUUUCGCCAUUAUUUCCUCGUUGCGGCUUGCUUUGCUUUGGCGAUUAUAUUGAAUGAGAAGUUCACCUUUCAAGAGGUCUUCUGGGCAUUUUCAAUUUACUUGGAGGCAGUUGCUAUACUGCCCCAGUUGGUUUUGUUGCAACGUAGUGGAAAUGUGGACAAUUUGACUGGGCAAUAUGUAUUCUUUCUUGGUGCAUAUCGUGCAUUUUACAUUCUGAACUGGAUAUACCGCUAUCUGACUGAGCCACGUUUUACUCGAUGGAUAGCCUGCGUCUCAGGUGUUGGUCAGACGGCCUUGUAUGCAGAUUUCUUCUACUAUUAUUUCAUCAGCUGGAAGAACAAUUCAAAACUAAAGUUACCUGCUUGAAAUUUCUCAACAUUGUUUUGGUAUUCGGAGCUUUGUCAGACGAGUCUCGGCUGGAUUUUACAGAGCAUGGUUGGGAUGAAGUUAGUUUAGAGGAAGACAAGGCCAACUCCACCCCUAUUGAUGAAUGGGGUAGAUGUGGGUUUUUUUGUUUGGCACAAGGGUAAAUGGUUUUGAACUUCUGAUGAACAUAACUGUCUGGUAGCAAUUCAAUAUUAGGUUAAACCGAAAUGUUGAUGUGAUUUGUUUUAGCAGAUUCAUGUCUCCAGUGCAAAGUGAUGUAUAGUUUGUAAUGUAAGGUAGCUGCUGAUUUUGGUCAUUAUGAGAAUGAUUCCUGGCUUAGAUAUUAAUACAGUGUAAAAAUUAUACAA